AUGGAUUCCGCCAAUCCGAUGACCACGGUCUCACGGCGCUCAAAGCCCAAGACCCGAACAGGCUGCUUAACCUGCAACUCUUUCCCACGUGCUUGUAGAUUCCGUCGCGUCAAAUGCGAUGAGCAGAAGCCAUCAUGCCUACGCUGCCUCUCCACCAAACGCAUCUGCGAAGGCUAUCCCAUCAUAUCCCGACCCACCAUCGCCAUCACCAACCACCUAGCCGAUGAAGAACGACGGGCCUUUUCAUAUUUUCGCAGCCGAACAGCCCAUCGGAUCUUCGGGGAACAAGACGCCAAUGAAUGGGUCCCUGUCAUUCUUCAAAUAGCACAUAUUGAGCCUGCAGUCCGACAUGGCAUCACCGCCCUAGCCUCUCUGCAUGAGAGCCUAGAACCAGUCAACAACCAGCUCACCUGGCUUCGUCAAACUCCCCAGGAUCGCAGUCUUUCAGCUCAAAUGCUAGCCUUGAGACAUUAUAACCACGCCAUUCAGUCCCUCCGGAGCGAGUCCAUUGUUAUGUCCUCCCGUCCUGAUAUCACCAUGAUCCUUUGUAUUCUCUUUCUCUGCUUCGAGCAAUUCCGCAGCGGCGAUGCUGCUUGCUUGGUGCAUAUGACUGCGGGCCUCAAGCUCAUUGAUUGGUGGCGGUCUCGCACGGAUAACUACACCAAACUUAAGGAGUACUCCCGUCCGACUCUGGAGUUUAUGAAUGAGAAAAUCACUCCUAUUAUUCAACGUCUUCGGGUCCAGUUUUCUCUGUGUAUGGAUUCUCGACAUAGGUGGGGGCGUUAUGGGGUUACCUACGGUUUACCACCUACAAUCCCAACAUGUUAUUCCUCGUUUGAUGCGGCGCGAAGGGAUUUCGAUCGUUCAAUGAGUUACAUGUUCUCCGUCCUGGAAAACAACCAAGUCACAUAUCAUCAAGAACCCGCACGGGAUCCGAUAACUAUCCUACGCCAGUGGAAAAACUCGUUAGACGCCUCAAACCUAUUCUCCCAAACCACGCACCUCCAAGGAUGUAGCCGCAGACUACUAGAACUAUACUACCACGUUUCUAUCGUGAUCACGGGCACCUAUUACACCGAAAUUGAGACCGCGUUCGAUAAAUACCUUGACCAAUUCCAAGCCAUUGUCGAUCUCGCCGAGCAAAUCGCCAUCGACUGGCAGCACGCGACCAAGGAAUACAGUCUCAUGUUCAGCUUCGACCUUGGGCUCACUCCGCCAAUGUUCCUGGUGGCGUCUCGAUGUCGUCACCCGGAUAUUCGACGAAAGGCUGUUCGGCUCAUGCUCGAGUCGCCCUUUUACCAUGGUGUUUGA
Messenger RNA from Aspergillus sclerotioniger CBS 115572, 1311 nucleotides. Its product is annotated as Zn(II)2Cys6 transcription factor. Lineage: Eukaryota; Fungi; Ascomycota; Eurotiomycetes; Eurotiales; Aspergillaceae. The record is from RefSeq and is a predicted model, not a curated record. The transcript has 3 exons. Bases 1 to 1311 code for a protein of 436 amino acids. Gene Ontology annotation, biological process: regulation of DNA-templated transcription. Gene Ontology annotation, molecular function: zinc ion binding; DNA-binding transcription factor activity, RNA polymerase II-specific.